Messenger RNA from Pogoniulus pusillus (Red-fronted tinkerbird), 3520 nucleotides. RefSeq names its product mitochondrial amidoxime reducing component 2-like. Lineage: Eukaryota; Metazoa; Chordata; Aves; Piciformes; Lybiidae. The transcript has 7 exons. Gene Ontology annotation, molecular function: molybdenum ion binding; catalytic activity; pyridoxal phosphate binding. The coding region runs from base 93 to 1103 and encodes 336 amino acids. The record is from RefSeq and is a predicted model, not a curated record.
GGCCCGGCGGGGCCGGAGGAGGGCGGUCACCGGCCCGCGGCCCGCCCCUCUGGCCCCUUCAGCUGCCGCGCCGCCGCCGCUGCCCAGCCGCCAUGAGCGGGGCGCAGGGCGCGGCGGGUGUAGCGCUGCGGGCGGCACGGCCGCUCUGGCUGUGGGGGGUGGCGGCGGCCGUGGCGCUGGGCGCCGUGCUGGGAGCCUGGCGGUGGGCCGGCGGGAGGAGGGCGGCGAAGCGCCGCGGCCGGCUGCAGAGGGUCGGGACGGUGCUGCGCCUCACCGUGUACCCGGUGAAGUCGUGCCGAGGGGUGGCGGUGCGGCAGGCGGAGGUGACGCCCAUGGGGCUGCGGAGCGGGGAGCUGCGGGACAGGUUUUGGCUUGUGAUAAAGGAAGACGGGCACAUGGUCACAGCUCGCCAGGAGCCGCGGCUGGUCCUCAUCACUGUCGGCAGUGAAAAUGGGCACUUGACUUUGGAAGCCCCAGAAAUGAAGCAGGUGUGCGUGCCAGUAAAGCUCCCCAGGAAAAACCCCGUGCGGAACUGCAGAGUGUUUGGACUGGAUAUCCAAGGCAGAGACUGUGGAGAUGAAGUGGCUCAGUGGAUCACAACUUUCUUGAAUUCAGAACCGUAUCGACUGGUGUACUUUGAGCCUUCCAUGUUGCCAAGGAAGUCGAAGGACAUAAUAAACCUUUUCCGAACCACAGAUGAGGUUGCCUAUCCAGACUGUAGCCCAGUCUUGAUCAUCUCAGAAGCUUCACUUGAAGAUUUAAAUACCAAGCUGGAGAAGAAAGUUAAGAUAGAGAACUUCAGGCCCAACAUUUUUGUGACAGACUGCAGUGCUUUUGAGGAGGACACCUGGGAGGAGAUCCUUAUUGGUGAUGUGGAGUUGAAAGGGACAGUGUGUUGUGCCAGGUGUAUUUUAACGACUGUUAACCCAGACACAGGAGUCUUGGACAGGAAAGAGCCCCUGGAAACGUUGAAAAGUUACCGCUUAUGUGAUCCAUCAGAACGACACCUAUACAAAUCCAGCCCUCUCUUUGGAAGAUACUUUGCUGUUGACAGAACUGGAACAAUUCGAGUUGGAGACCCUGUGUACAAGAUGGUCCAGUGAUGAGAGAAACUUGUAUCAGAAGAUUACUGUUUCGCUUCGAUAUGCAGAUUGGUUUCCUGUAAACACUGUCACCAGCAUAACUUCUUCAAAUUCCUUGCAGUAUCUUUUGUGCCAUAUUCCUUUGUAAGGUGCAGUGGGGUCUUUGGGGUUAUGUAGUGACAGUUAUUUCAGCUCAUGUCUUCUACUAUUGUAACUAUAGCAACCAUUUCUUUAGAUUUUCUGAAGACUGUGACUGAAGAAACUGUAGUCCCAAAACAGACUCCACAACACAAACGAAUAUUGCACCUCCUAAAAUUUUCUGUCAAGCUUGCUGCUAGAAUCUGAAAUUACAUACAAGGCCUGUAUGUCAUGUAUUAGUUAAAUUCAGUGUCUACAAAGAACCACGAAUCAGUCAUGCUGGGUAUGAAGUAAACACAUCGGUCAAUGAGCUGCCUUUACAAGUGACCAUGGAGUGCAGAUGGCAAGGCUCUGUCUUAGACUCCACCUUUCUUUGAUCCUAACCAUCUUAAGCUAUCUAUAUCUGGACAUGUGGUUUUGCAGUGUUUCUUACCUUGCAGGUGUUUCCUGAAUAUUACCACUGUCUUCUGUGAUUGGAGCAAUAUCAGAAGGAGAGGGAUUGUUAGGUGACUAAAUGCUGCUCUAGCCUAGAGGGGGGAUCACUUCCUAACAGUGUGUAAGACUGUAUGCUUGUUUAGUUUAUGACCACUGCUUGAUAGAGUUUGAACCAUCAACAACUUCUCCCAUGAAGCACACUGUAACACUGAGCCUGUAGAGUAGUGAUGCUUUUACUGCCCUAUGGGUAGAUGUUCCAGUUCACAUAAGAGAAUUAAGUUGUUCACUGGGUCAGAGACCUUAAGUACGUUGGAGGGGAAGAAGACCUAUUGUGAGUGACCUGUUUUCCAGCCUGUCCAAGCUGAUGUCCAAGCCAGUGUUGUAGGCAGGGCUCUGGGUUCACACAUAGUUCCUUUCUGAGUUAGUGAAUCUCGUUACAAGAAUUCAGGCUCCUAGGCAGGUGUUUGGGAAGCUGCAGUUUUGGACUGAGUGUGUUAGCAUCCUUACUGAUUGCCCAUUUAGAUCUCUGGAUGGCCUCCAUUCCUGCCUCUAUGCUAACAAGAGUGUCAUCUGUUUGUAGAAAACUGGUAAUUAUAUUUUCUGCUGUAUUUUAUACUGCAUAAACAGAUAGGGGAGGAAACUAGCUGGGUUAUGGCAGUAGUAUCUUUUCUUUAGAUAGGAGAAAAAAGUGGGCUCCAAGACAAAAGCCAGCCAUCUUUCAGGUGCUUGUCUACCUGUUGCUUUGGCAUGGAUUAUUAGAUCUAGAAAGACUGUUGAGCUAGCUUAUAAAAAGGGAUAUAAUUAAGUGUGAAGGAGGGCAAAUCAUGACCCAGUUUGGUGUUUGGAUUCUCUUUUAUUGUGAAUAUGAAACUGGAUUUUUGCUGCACGUUCACAGCUCAGACCUGUAAAAUGAAGGUCCAUUGUGCCUUUGAGCAAGCUCAGAUGGAUGCAAGUAGAAAGUCUGAAGCAGGCAUAUGGGGAAGGUAGUUUUCUGUAAAUUGAGAGCUUAGAGAUGCUCCAAAUGUCCUUUGGUUAGCAGAGUGCUCUCUUGGUGCUAGGCUUUUCUGUGACAAAGCCUCCAGUUUGGAUUACACCUUGUGUAUUUGUGUCUUGUGAACUAGUGAGAGGAAGAUGGAGAAAAAGCAUCUUCUAAAAAGGAAAAGAAUCCUGAGAUUUGCUUUCAAAAACCACAUGCUGAAGAUCCCUGAUAUCAGAAGGUGCAGCCUCAGGGAACUCCUAUUGGUAUUACUAAGCAACCUGCUGGGCUGCCAGAACAAUUAGUUAAUUGUGUCUCCUCAUUAAUUCAAAAGAGUGGAAGGAAAGAGAACUGAAUUUUGCCUCUAGCCAUACAUUUUUUCCACUGUUGUUUUAGUACCACGGUGAGAUUACAUAACACAGAUUAUGUAGUAUAGAUCAUGCUGCUUCUUGCUAGGCUAGCAUCAAUAGGGCUAAUUUGGAAGUUGGGCUAUCUUUCCAAUGAGAAACUGCACCUGUGUUUCUGUGAAGAAAAUGCCAUGGAUCUAAACCUCUGAUACAUCUCUGUAAAAUCCCCUUUGAAGAAUUUGGCUAGAAUUCAGGUGUGUAUCUGAGGGCAACAUAUCUCACAAACGACACUUAAAUCUGUUACAUGAUCAAAGAGCAUCAUGAGGGGAAGUGGAGAGCAUAGACUGAGAACAAUAGAAUCUAAAUGUCUUCAUCUAAGUGCUGAACUGCUGUAACUGUAGGAAUUGUAUUUGAUUUUGUUAAAUCCAUUUAGAGAUUUGACUUAAGUCACAGGUUUUUAAAUUCUGUAGUUGUAAAAUGUUAAUUGUGUUUUAUUUCUUUUUAACUUGAAGAAAAAAAUAUAAACUUCUAUUGAAUCCAAA